Molecule: messenger RNA, 4120 nt
Organism: Oryzias latipes (Japanese medaka)
Lineage: Eukaryota; Metazoa; Chordata; Actinopteri; Beloniformes; Adrianichthyidae
Gene: rab11fip1b
Product: RAB11 family interacting protein 1 (class I) b
Biological process (GO): regulated exocytosis
Cellular component (GO): intracellular membrane-bounded organelle
Molecular function (GO): small GTPase binding
Source: RefSeq, a predicted model, not a curated record
GGACCACGCCUCUUCUUUUGUGUGAGGCCACGCCCAGUCAGCUGUCCGCUGGAGUUGAACGAGAAAGUUUUCUGCGCUGCUGUGUGGUUCCUCGGAACCGAUCCUGCGCUCCCGCUGUCUGCUCGGGACUCGAACUCGCUGACAGCAUGUCGCUGACGGAUAAGCAGUGGUGUCCCACCAGCGCCCAGGUGACUGCGCUCCAAGCCCGGGGCCUCAGGGUGAAGGGCAAGAGCGGCACCAACGAUGCGUACGCGGUCCUCCAAGUGGGCAAGGAGAAGUUCCAGACGUCCGUGGUGGAGAAGAGCGUGACUCCGGUGUGGAAGGAGGAGGCCACCUUCGACCUGCCGCAGCUGCUGCGUGGAGGCGGAGGAGGCGGAUCCGAGCGCAGCACGCUGCAGGUCCAGGUCCUUCACCGGGCUCUGGUGGGCCCGGACAAGCUGCUGGGGCAGGCGGUCAUCAACCUGCCGCAACUGAGCGAGGACACCACCCGCAAUAAGACUGAAUGGUUUAGGUUACUGGACAAGCAGGGCAAGCCAGACAAAGACCGAGGGGAGGUUCUUCUGGACAUCCAAUUUAUGAGGAACAACAUGACUGCAAGCAUGUUUGACCUCUCUGCUGCGGGGAAGUCCCGUUCUCGCCUGGGCAAGUUAAAGGACAAAGUUCGAGGCAAGAAAAAGGAGUUGGACUCAUCAUCUGGCCUGGCGCCAUCCCUCAGUCAGGUUAUGACUGACAGUGAGGAGGAGGCCAAUGGAGAUGGCGAGGAGGUAGCCAAAAAAGAUGGUAAAUCCAAGAAGCUGAAGAUGAAAUCUUUGUUUUCCUCCAAGACUAACCUGCAGAAGACCAUGUCUCAGUCCAUGUCUGUCCUGCCAGCGAAGAACUCCUCAUUGAGUGGCAGCCAAUCAUCUGGUCUAAAUAUUGAUCCAACUGAAGGUAAAAAGAAGUUUAAGUUCAAGAUACAUAAACGCUCUGGAAGCUCAGACAGCAAAGAUUUCUCAUUGGGAAAUCAAAAACAUUCUUCUGCGGAGCAGACUAACAUGUGUAUCAACGGCAGCCAUGUCUACUGUGAAGAGCCGCAGCCACGGACCUCUCGAGCUGGAUCAAACUUCAGCCUGGCCAGUUCAGGUCACGGAUCGAUGGAAGACGCUCCCGAUACCUCUUCCCCAUCUCUGGAUUCGCUGAGAGCAGUGAGGCAAUACUCACCAUGGAUGGAAGAAGAAGAAGAAGAGGAGGAGGAGGAUGAAGAGAAAGGUGAAAACAAUCAGGAAAUUAAAAAUCAGCAAUCAAGAGAAGAUGUAGCCAAAAUGGAGGAGGAGAGGAGGAUAAAGGAGGAAGAGGAAAUUCUGAAGAGGCAAGAAGAGCUCAAAAUGAUUAUUCAGAGGAAAGAAGAAAAACUGGCAGAAGAAGAAAAGAUCAAAGAAGAGCUCCAGAGGUUGGCAGAAGAAAAGAGACUGGAGAAACAAGAACAAAAGAAGCUAGAAGAGGAAGAAAAGAGGCGGGAAGAGGAAAAAAUUAAGAAAGAGGAGAGGAAAGCACACGAGGAGGAGAGACAACGGGAAGAAGAGCUUAAAUUAGCUGAGAAAAUGAGGAUGGAAGAAGAAAGGUGUGAAGAGCUCAGGAGGCAGAAAGAGGAAGAGGAGAGAAUUGAGGAGAUGCGAAGAAAAGAAGAGGAAAUGACCAGGAGGCAAAAAGAGCUCGAGGAAAUGAGAGCUGAGCAAGAAAAAGCAGAGAGGGAGCAGGAGGAAAGAAGGAGAAAAGAGGAGGAGGAAGAGAUUCUUAGGAGGCAGGAAGAGGAGAGAAUGAGAAAAGAGGAAGAUAUGCAAAAAGAAUAUGAGAGGAGGAAGAGAGAAGAAGAGAUGAAAAAGAAAGAAGAGGAAGAAAGGGCAAGGAAGCAAAAGGAGGCUGAGGAAAUGAAAAGACAACAAGAGGAAAGGAAGAGAAAAGAGGAAGAGGAGAUGCUUAGGAAACGAGAAGAACUUGAGAGAGAACUUGAAAAGGAAAGGUUGAGGCUGGAGGAAGAGGAGAGGAAAGUGGAAGAAGAGAGACUUAAAAGGGAAAAGGAAGAAAGGAUUAGGCUAGAGGAAGAAAUUCAAAGGAAAGAAGAGGAAAAGCGGCAAAGAGAGGAGAUGAGAAAAGAAGAGGAAAGAAGGCUAAAAGAACUUGAGAGGUUGAGACAGGAGGAAGAAGAGAAAAUGAGGCAAGAAGAGCAGGAAAAGAGAAGGAUCGAGGAAAAAAGGAGACAGGAGGACGAGGCUGAGAGGGCAAGAAAGGAAAUGGAAGAAAAUGAGAGAUUAGCACAGUUGAGGAGAUUGGAGGAACAAGAAAAGAGGCAAAUUGAGGAAGAAGAGAAAAGUAGAGACAAGUUAAGGAAGGAGGAGGAGGAAAGGAAGCUGAAGGAGGAAAAUUUGGCAAGUGAACUAAGAGCUGCAGAAUUGAUUUCUACUAACCCAUUUGAUGAAGACUUCUCACUAAAUCCAUUUGAAGAUGACCCCAACUUUUCCUCUGAGGCUCACAGCCACACAGUCAAAGGGGAAACUGUAAAGCAAAGAUGUGACCCAGCUCUGGUUUCACAAAAAAGCCACAUGGUUUCCUCUGAUGAAAUGGACCCGAUUAGGUCUCAGAGGGAGAAGAGGAAAGCUCCUCCGCCUCCUGAAAGUGGCCAAGAUGGAAGACAAAUGCAGAAAGCACAGGAUGUAGCUGAACUGCAAAUGAACAAGCAAAACCCAGACAGUGAUGGCAAAACUGUCAAUCUUGUCUCUGAGUGUUCGACAACAAUCCCUCCGCAGAACAAGUCUCUAACAGACUUGAAAAACACCCAAAGCUCGACUCCAACCUCUGAAGUGAACGGCAAACGCCCUGCACCGUCGAGACCUCAACCUGUUGCAAAAGACUCGUCUGAAUUGAAGAAAAUUAAGUCUGCCAGAAAUAUUCCCCAUAUGGGUUCAACUGCGAAGGAACAAGUUCUGCCUAUUCCCUGCUCAAACCCAUUUGAAAAUGAAAACGAACUCUUUGAUCAAGAGGAUUCCUCUGCCUCUGGUCCUGUUUGCUGGCCUCCAGCGUCGACACAGAAAGCAGACAGAGAUGCUGCCUCUCAAGUAAAACUCAAGUCUUCAAAGAUGGCUCCUGCUCCUGUCCCCCCUGCUAAGAAGGAUGCCAAUGGUGGAGACAAACAUAUAAAUAAAGGAUUAAAUGACGCAAAUGACCAACAAGAAAGUACAGGUCACUUACAUGUGAACAAUGCUGCCAACUCAGACUCUCAGCGCAUAAAAACAUCGGAGAAGCCUCCAAGUUCACGCAGGCUUCUGCCAGUAAAACCUCUAAAUCCUUCCGAUCAGCCCUUUACUUCACUUUUUCAAGAAGAUGCCAAAUCCCCAGGAAUUGGCUGUGAACUUCAGACUAAAAAUAAGGUUCCUGAUACUGUGAUGACAGGGCCGUUCUCCCAACUGACAAGAGAGGAACUCGUCUGUCUGGUGUUGAAACAGGAGACCCAUCUAUUGGAGAAACAGAGGAAGAUAUCAGAGCUGGAACAGUAUAUCGACAACUUACUGGUGCGUGUCAUUGAGGAGCAGCCAAGUAUCCUGAUGUCCUUGUCUGCAGCUCCCAAGAAAGUUGCCUAAGAUUACUUUAUUCUUGCUGUACGUGUUUUUUUUUGUGUGAGUUUAUUUCCUCUUGUUCUACAACUAUACUUCUUAAAGAAUUUUGGGUAUAUUAAGAUGACUUUGGUACUUGAUCUGUCUUUGCUUUAUAUCAAGGUUGAUAUUUCAAGAGAGGAAAAUGGGUAAAUUGAAACGAAUUAAUUUCCUGAUCUGGUUGUUUAAGCUGAGGUAUCUAAUAGUAUAACAAACUGAAAUGCCUUCAUGUGACUAUAUAAUUUUCUUACUGCUAUGUACAUGACAGCUAAGCAAAAUGAUUCAUAAUGUAAAAUGCUUUUACUAGACUGUUAAACUGCACUCCUGUAUAAGAUGUUUUUCCGUACUAAAUUAUGACCGUUUGAAUAAUUUGCCAAUUGCGAAAUGCACUUUAAUCAGCCUGUCGACACUGAAAUGAUAAAUGCUGAAUUAUUGUGCCAUUAAAUUUACUGCUGUAUCCUAUUUUUGAAAUAAAAGUAUAUUUUUAAAUGCUA